Messenger RNA from Ceutorhynchus assimilis (cabbage seed weevil), 1173 nucleotides. Lineage: Eukaryota; Metazoa; Arthropoda; Insecta; Coleoptera; Curculionidae. The record is from the annotation of a GenBank genome assembly.
AAAAAAGAUUGUUGUUUAUGGUUGAUGUUGAUUUUGAUUAUUGAACCUUGUUAAAUUUGUUCAAAUUGUGAAAAAUGAGUGCUUUUAAACUAGAGGCUGGCGAUCCAGACUUCAAAGAUCGUCAAAAAAAAGUUUUCGAUCAGCUAAUGGUUCUGGAAAAUAGCAGAAAUUCGACCCCAACAAAAGAAAGGGACCCAAGGGAUGAACCUAGGUCAGAUCGUAGGUCUCAAAAAAAGGAAACCAAACAUUUUCGAGGAAAAGAGAGCAUCUUCAAAAGACCCCAGAAUCCUGCUCCUAAAAACUACAUAAACAAGAUACCAGACUUUAAAAAGAACCCACACAAAUGGACAAAAUAUUCUUUAGAAGAUGUGCAAGAUAUAACUGACGAGAGUAACACAAAAUCUGCAAUGGAUUUCCUAAGAGAGCUUGCAAACAGAAAACAACGUGAAAAUGGAAUGGAAGAAGAGAAACUAGAAGAACUACCAAGCAAAAUUGUUUUCAAUAAACAUUUACGCACAAACACCAUAAGAGACAAAACUACUGCAAUAGAUGGUGAUAUUAAUGAAUCUGAGCAAAAGCCAACAUUUAGCCAUAGCAGCUCAAAAAUUGUAAUGCCCGAGUACGUUAUAGGACAAAAACCACCUAAAAAGGACAAACCCAAAAGAAGUAGCAAGGCAGAUAAGGGAAAAGAAUUGAAACUUGACCAUUUGAUGUUUGAAGACGAUUAAAGAGAACACUGGUAUAGAUUUAAGAUUACCUAUUUAGAAAAAUAAAUCAAGUAAUCAUGUGAAUAUAAAAUAAUAUAUUAGAAUAAUUAACAAAUAAUGGUAAUGGUAUUUAUUAUGACUGAGUUCCAGCUAUACUUAAGGCAAUAACAAAGUCUUCACCUAAAAUAAAUAAAUGCUUGUUUCCUGCAAAAAUACCUGUGAAAAAAAUUGAAAUUAAAAAAGUUACAUUACAGUGCAGAAAAUCUCACCUAAAAUAUGUUUAUUGGGCAAAUUAAAUACGUGCUGCUUAGCAAUAUUUUUCACUCUAACACCAGUAGAUCUUUGUCUCAAAUCAGCUAACAAAGGUAUAUUUUGCCUGUAAAUAAAAAUAUGUCCUACAGACUCGCUGAUUACUGCAUAAUCUAGAUUGGGAGAGCACAUUAAAAAUUUCCUGUUUGUCUUAGAU